GCUGGGGGGCGCCGCGCAGUUUCCCUCACGCCCAGGAUAGGAGCUCUGCAGUGUGCAGGAGCGCGUCGGGCUGUUGUAAUGGCGGACAGAGCGGGAUUGUUGCAUUGUGAACAAUAACAUUUUAUUGCUGCGGACGGGGGAGCGCUCUCUCUCUUUCUACCCUUGCAAUUAUUAUUUGCAACCGCUUUUUCCCCCAACCAGCGGCGCAGUAUCUGGAGGACUCCUCUCUAGAGGAGUGCUGGGGGGGAGACGGCGGGGGGGGGUAGUGGAGACGACAGUAUCAAGAGUUCCCUGUGCAGAAGUUAUUUUUUUCUCCAUUCCUGCAUUUUGUUUUCCGAGGGGGGCUCGGGAUGGGGGACUCGCUGGGGCUGGUCGGCAAACGGCUGCUCCUGCUCUUCGGGGACGCGGGCGCGGCGGCCGGGGCCGAGCCGGAGCCGGCGGUGAGCCAGCGCGACUGGCUCCGAGGGACGGUGCGGGCGGUCAGCGUGAUCGGCCUGGCGGCGCCGGGGGUAGAGGUGAGCGGCGGAGAGCGGACGGCACCGCCGGGGCUGACGGUGUUUGUGGAGUUUGAGGGCGCAUCAUGGGGGAGGCGGUCCUGGGUGCGGGUAUACGCGGAGCAGGUCCAGGCGCUGCUGGUGGAGAGCUCCAUUGUCUGGGCGCCCCGCAAAGAGCCUGCCCAGCCGGGAGGGGGCACUGUGCCCAGCGCUGUCUGGCCUGCCCUGGCAUUCCGCCCCCUGGUGGACAGGAUCGGCCUGGGCUCCCUGGUUCCGGUGGAGUUCUUUGUGGACCGGGCCCUCAGCUUCCUCCCCGAUGGGACGUCCCUGCAGAAAUUUGAGGUGGAAGACGACCUCUGUCAUACACUGCUGCAGGAGCACUCUGCGCUGCAGGCCGCAGUGACCAGCUGGCUCGGUGACCUCAAGCUGCAGGAGAUCCUGAGGAGAGGCCCCUACACCAUCCAGGGCCAGAGGGUGAGGGUGUACCAGCCAGAGUUCGAGGAGCCCUGGGCGCCGGGGCUGGUGUCCCAGCACGACCCCCUCUCCCACAUCAUGGAGAUCACCAUGAGCCAGGGUGAGGAGACCCAGGUAGUUGACCCCCGGGUGCUCCACGUGAUGUUGGCCGACGAGCGACUGGACGAGGCCGACCAGCCGGGGAAGAAGGGGCGCAGGCGGAAGGAGAGCGACGGGGGGAAGGGCGAGGGCGGGCGGCGCCGGCGCAACGCCUCGGAGAGCGAGGGCGACGUGGCCCUGAAGAGGCUGAAGGGGGCCGAGGGCGGGGGCGACAGCGAGUGGGGGGAGGGCAGCCUGGGCACCUGGCGAGGGGGAGGAGGAGAGGGUAGCCCCAACACCUCAGCUGCCCCCCAGGGAACAUCCCCGAGCCAGAGCUCCCCCGGUCCCUCCACCCACGUCUCCUCCCAGGGGCACCCCAACAUACUGUUCGCCACCUACACUAAAGAGAACGGGCGCACAGUCGUGGUGCAGGACCGCCCUGUCUCUGGGGGCGACCCGUUGCCUGUCCUGAAUCCCACUGCUGCCCCCAUCGCUGUACCCCCGCCCUUGCCCAAACCUGCCCCCUCCCCCUUCUCCAGCACCUCUUUCCCCUCUGUGGGGCAGAUGGGCAGUGCAGCCCCCACUGGUGCCCUCGCUCUCAAGAAGGAGAAGCCUUCUACAGCCCCCACACCUGAGAAUGAGAGAGAGGGGGCAGUGGGAGGGUACCCCAGUACUGUGGUCCCGACCCCUGCCCCCUCUCCCCCUUCCUCUUCCUCUGGCCUGCGAGUUGUCGAAGGAGAGGCUACCAGCUCUGCGUCCGCUGCCCCCUCCAGCUACGGAGACCAGAUGGCGCCCACCAGGGCAGUGACGCAGCCUGAGAGUGCCAGGAGCACGCCGAUGUCGGCAGGCAGUUUCCGGAUGACCCCGAGCCAGCCCCUGCCGAUUCCAGCCUUCGGAGAGCCGUGCUCCCAGAGCAACGGGGCGCUGGGCGCGGACAGCCGGCCCUUCGGGUUCGGAGGGUUUGGGGCGAAGGAGGAGCCAGCGCGCGACUCGGACCCUUCCCAGAACUUAUUCUUCCAGUGCAUGGCGCAGAACUCCGGGCCCAGCGCCAACUACUUCACCGUCGUGUCCGAGAGCCUGGCCAAGGACCCGCCCAGCCUGGGGGGCUUCAAGACCCUGGCCCUCCCCGAGACCCCGAAAAAGCCUGCUGCAGCCGCCGGAUUGUUCGGGACGGCACUGGCUUCCCCCAAGGAGCCGGCCAAGCCGGACCCCAAACCCGCGGGCAACGGAGCGGUUCAGGGCAAGCCUUUCGGGUCGGAAGCCAUGCCCAAGCUCUCUCCUGCUUUCCCGGCAGGGAUGAGCAGCGGAGGGGGGAAGGGCUCCGGGAGCAGCCUGGCGGGCAGCGGCGGCGCUGCGGGGGGGGGCCUGGGCCUCCUGUCCGGCCCCCGGCCCUCCGAGGCGCACGAGAACCUCUUCCUGCAGCUGCCCAAGCUCUCCCGGGAGGAGGCCCCCAACCCCUUCCUGGCGCUGGCCGAGAAGCUGUCGCACAGCCCCUUCAGCGGCCUGCCCGCGUCCUCCGCCGGGACCCCGCCCUCCUCCUCCUCCUCUUCCUCCCCAGUCCAGGGAGUGGACACUGACCAGUGUGCUAUGUCUCUGUGUGCAGAGAAGGUGGCGUGGAAGCGCGCGGUGCGGGGCAUCAGGGAGAUGUGCGACGUGUGCGAGACGACGCUCUUCAACAUCCACUGGGUCUGCCGCAAGUGUGGCUUCGGCGUCUGCCUGGACUGCUACCGGCUGCGCAAGAGCCGCCUGCCGGACGAGACGGAUGAGGGCCCGGAAGACGAGGUGUUCUCCUGGCUGAAGUGCGCCAAGGGGCAGCCCCAUGAACCCCAGAACCUCCUGCCCACCCAGAUCAUCCCCGGCACAGACAUGGUGCACGCCGCCCGAGGCAAGUGGGGCAUCAAAGCCAACUGCCCCUGCACCAGCCGGCAGAGCAAGCCCCUGGCCAGGCCCGCUGCCCCCAAUGGGCUCUCUCAGCAGCCCGCUGUGACCUCCAGCGGGGGCGUCUCCAGCGCGGGCGGCGGCACUCUGGGUCCCGAGCUCUCCUCCAGUGGGGUGGGGGGCCCCGGGGGCGAGGGGGAGACGGCUCCCAGAGCAGAUCCGGGUCUGGAUGCGGGGGGCAAUACUGGGGAGGGCAGCAGCAGCAGCAGCACCAGCGCCCCUGCGCCUCCGGGCCCCUCCCCUGUCACGAAGGACAGCCGCCCCCCCUCCACAGACGCCCCCCCCUCCUCGGCCCUGCACUGGCUGGCUGACCUGGCCACACAGAAGGCCAAAGAGGAGACGAAAGCAGAGUCGGGCUCUCUCCGCUCGGUGAUGGCCAAGGAGUCCCGGUCUCCCUUCGGCCUGGAGUCCUUCUCCUCCCUCUCCAAGUCCUCCUCCUCUUCCUCAGCCCCCAAGCUCUUCAACAGCCUCCUCCUGGGCUCCAGCAGCGCCCAGCCCAAGGCCGAGGGCUCCAGCCUGCGCGACCUGCUCAACUCUGGCCCGGGGAAGCUGCCCCAGAGCGCGGGGGACGCGGGGGUCCCCUUCCCCUCCGUCUUCUCCACGGCAUCAGUGGGGGACAAGCCCAAGGGCGCCCUGCCGAACUUCCUGGACCACAUCAUCGCCUCGGUGGUGGAGACGAAGAAGGCGGCGGAGACGCGGCGUGCGGACAGCGGGGCGGUGGAGGGGGGCCGCAAGGAGAGCAUGAUGGGGCUGAGCGUGCUGGACCCCCACACCUCCCACUCCUGGCUGUGCGACGGGCGCCUGCUGUGCCUGCAGGACCCCAGCAACAGCAACAACUGGAAGAUCUUCCGGGAGUGCUGGAAGCAGGGCCAGCCCGUGUUGGUGUCUGGGGUUCACAAGAAGCUGAAGGCCGGCCUGUGGCGCCCCGAGGCCUUCAGCCUGGAGUUUGGGGACCAGGACGUCGACCUGGUGAACUGCCGUAACUGCGCCAUCAUCUCCGACGUCAAGGUCCGGGACUUCUGGGACGGCUUCGAGGUCAUCUCCAAGCGACUGCAGGGCACCGAUGGUCAGCCCAUGGUGCUGAAGCUCAAGGACUGGCCCCCCGGCGAGGACUUCCGGGACAUGAUGCCAACACGGUUCGAGGACCUGAUGGAGAAUCUCCCCCUCCCUGAGUACACCAAGAGGGACGGGCGCCUCAACCUGGCUGCCCGGCUGCCCAACUUCUUCGUGCGGCCCGACCUGGGGCCCAAGAUGUACAACGCUUACGGCCUGAUAUCGGCGGAGGACAGGAAGGUGGGGACGACGAAUCUGCACCUCGACGUGUCCGACGCCGUGAACGUCAUGGUGUACGUGGGCAUCCCCGAGGGAGAGAACAACCACGAGGAGGAAACAGAUGUCACUGGAAGUCAAGAGGUGGCGAAGACCAUCGACGAGGGCGACGUGGACGAGAUGACCAAGCGCCGGAUCUACGAGGGCAGGGAGAAGCCCGGCGCCCUGUGGCACAUCUACGCUGCCAAGGACGCCGAGAAGAUCCGAGAGCUUCUCCGGAAGGUGGGCGAGGAGCAGGGCCAGGAGAACCCCCCGGACCAUGACCCGAUCCACGACCAGAGCUGGUACCUGGACCAGGAGCUGCGGCGGAGGCUGUACGAGGAGUACGGCGUGCAGGGCUGGGCCAUCGUGCAGUUCCUCGGGGACGCCGUCUUCAUCCCCGCCGGAGCACCGCACCAGGUGCACAAUCUGUACAGCUGCAUCAAGGUGGCGGAAGACUUCGUGUCCCCGGAGCAUGUGAAGCACUGCUUCAGGCUGACGCAGGAGUUCAGGCACCUGUCCAACACGCACUCCAACCACGAGGACAAGCUGCAGGUGAAGAACAUCAUAUACCACGCGGUGAAAGACGCCGUCGGCACGCUGAAGGCCCACGAGUCCAAGCUGGCCCGCUCCUAGCCGGCUCCGGUGUCCCGGGACGACCCCUGGCCGGAGGGCGGGCGCCGGUGCAGUACUACACCUCGCACCGCCGGCACAGAUGCCCCCCCAGCCUCGGCGCGCGAUCCACGGGGGGGGUCUCCUGUGUGGGUCAAGCGUCGGAAAGGCGAGCAGCCCCAUGUCCCCGUGUCGUUUUAUUUCUUCUCCUGUCUGUGUUCUGUUGUAGCCGGUGGGAGGGGGGAGGGGGGGGUUUACUCCUGUGGGACGGCGCGCGCUCUCCGGAUGUGUUUUCCGAAGGUCGGAGCCUCCGUCCGUCGCCAGCCGGGAUUGUGGGAUCUCUUCUCCCAGGGGGCGGCGUGCCUUUCGCCUGGGGACUGUGCGGAGCGGGGAGCAGCCCGGCUUCCUCAGAGCCUCCGCCGACUGCAAGCUUUCCAGCGUUUUCAAAACCGUUCUGUUUUGGUUUUUGUUUUUUUAUUUUGUUUUUUAAUAAAGGCGUUUUUGACCUGG
Lepisosteus oculatus (spotted gar) is the source of this 5414-nucleotide messenger RNA. Lineage: Eukaryota; Metazoa; Chordata; Actinopteri; Semionotiformes; Lepisosteidae. The record is from RefSeq and is a predicted model, not a curated record.